AUGGCACGUCAACUUGUUGUCCUCGCCCUCGUGCUCGUCGCCAUCCUCGGCUUGGCAUCCGCCCAGGCACCAGCCAAAGCACCAGCUGCACACUCUGGUGGCGAGGCAGCAGCCCCAGCUGAUGACAGUACAGUCGGACCCAUCGACGAUGCUCCCGCCGGUGGAGAUGAUGCCAUCGAGGCCCCGGUAGGUGGCCCCGUCCCCGAAGGAGCUUUCCCUCCCACCCAAGAGGGACCAGCCCAGGCACCUUCCUCCGAAAACGGCGCCACCGUCACCAAGGUCUCUGCCGUUGCUGUGGUUGCAGCUGUUGCCGGGUACUUCUUCUAA
Molecule: messenger RNA, 327 nt
Organism: Eucalyptus grandis
Lineage: Eukaryota; Viridiplantae; Streptophyta; Magnoliopsida; Myrtales; Myrtaceae
Product: classical arabinogalactan protein 11-like
Exons: 1
Coding region: 1-327 (108 amino acids)
Source: RefSeq, a predicted model, not a curated record